AUUCUCUCAUUUGCCAGAGAAGCAGAAGCCAUAGCCAUGGGGAGCUUGUGUCUUCCUUCUACUUUUUCUCCUCGUAUUCGCUGUUUAACUUCAAGAAAUUCUAUGGCAAUGGUAGGUUUGCUCUCUCAUCAUCCCAAGCCCUUAGCUCCACCCUUCGUCGCCAAAAGUUUCCGUUUCAUUUCACUUUCAUCUUCAACAAAACCGCCCAGAAAACUUCUCCAAGUGAGGUCAGUGGCUACUCCUGCAGAAGGUAUUGCUGGGUUUGAGAGCAUGAUCUCUGGUACUGAGCGGAAGUAUUACCUUCUGGGUGGGAAAGGAGGUGUUGGAAAGACAAGUUCUGCUGCCGCUCUAGCUGUGAAGUUUGCAAACAGUGGCCACCCCACACUUGUUGUUUCUACUGAUCCUGCACAUUCGUUAAGUGAUUCGUUUGCUCAGGAUUUGACUGGUGGUACGCUCGUACCAGUUGAAGGUCCUGACUCUCCGUUAUUUGCUCUUGAGAUAAACCCUGAAAAGGCUAGGGAGGAAUUCCGUAGUACAGCUCAAAAAAAUGGCGGAACUGGUGUUAAAGAUUUCAUGGAUGGCAUGGGCCUUGGAAUGCUUGUAGACCAGUUAGGAGAGUUGAAACUCGGAGAAUUACUGGAUACACCACCUCCUGGUUUGGAUGAAGCUAUAGCAAUUGCCAAGGUCAUUCAAUUUCUUGAGUCUCCUGAGUAUAACAUGUUCACUCGCAUAGUUUUCGACACAGCACCCACGGGUCAUACUUUACGGCUUCUAUCCCUGCCAGACUUCUUAGAUGCUUCCAUAGGCAAGAUAUUAAAGCUUAGACAAAAAAUAGCAUCAGCAACCUCAGCCAUUAAGUCUGUAUUUGGACAAGAAGAAAAGCGGCAGGAUGCAGCUGACAAAUUAGAGCGUUUGAGAGAGAGAAUGGUAAAAGUUCGCGAGCUUUUUCGUGACAAAGAAAGCACAGAAUUUGUCAUAGUUACUAUCCCCACGGUUAUGGCUGUGAAUGAAUCAUCAAGGUUGCAUGCCUCUCUAAAAAAGGAAUCUGUCCCUGUCAAGAGGCUCAUUGUCAAUCAGAUUCUUCCUCCAUCUGCAACAGAUUGCAAGUUUUGUGCAAUGAAAAGAAAGGAUCAACUGCGUGCUUUGGAUCUCAUCCGAAAUGAUCCAGAACUCUCGAGCUUGAUGGUUAUUGAGGCACCAUUAGUUGAUGUCGAGAUUCGAGGUGUUCCAGCUCUUAAAUUUCUUGGAGACAUCAUUUGGAAAUGAUUAUGUUAUCCAAGAAAACACAAAGCAAUUUGCAGGUAUCUUUUUUAUUUCCCUCUUCUAUGGAUUUUUUUUUAUCCUCGUAAAAACUUUUGGAUAUACAGAGAAAAACACUUCCUACCCCAAACACAUGACUGUAAGAGAGCGAGAGAUACAUCUGCCAGCCAACUGAGGAGUGCCGCAGGUUCAGAUUGAGUAGCUCUGCAGUUGAAAUAGAACAAACACAGGUUUUAUCUAGAACUCAUGAGAUUUAGUUCAAAAAACGAAAAAAAAAACUGAAGGUGCAUCACGUGGUUAGCACAGGAUGUUGCCUGAGAAUGAAUGUUAUGUAUUUUUUGGGAUAUGUUUAAAAGUAUAAUAAGAUGAAUCAUUUUUAAAAAGAA
Messenger RNA from Cucurbita pepo subsp. pepo (vegetable marrow), 1646 nucleotides. Its product is annotated as ATPase GET3B. Lineage: Eukaryota; Viridiplantae; Streptophyta; Magnoliopsida; Cucurbitales; Cucurbitaceae. Gene Ontology annotation, cellular component: GET complex. Gene Ontology annotation, molecular function: ATP binding; ATP hydrolysis activity. The record is from RefSeq and is a predicted model, not a curated record. Gene Ontology annotation, biological process: tail-anchored membrane protein insertion into ER membrane.